Anguilla anguilla (European eel) is the source of this 18777-nucleotide messenger RNA. It is a transcript of the gene zanl, whose product is annotated as zonadhesin, like. The record is from RefSeq and is a predicted model, not a curated record. NCBI's taxonomy places the organism in Eukaryota, Metazoa, Chordata, Actinopteri, Anguilliformes, Anguillidae. Gene Ontology annotation, molecular function: calcium ion binding; protein binding. Bases 20 to 18484 code for a protein of 6154 amino acids. Gene Ontology annotation, cellular component: membrane. The transcript has 124 exons.
CACUCUCUCUGAGUUAGCCAUGGAUAAAAUCAAAUUCAUAUUCAUUCUCACAUGGAUAAAUGGAUUAUAUACAGCAAGAGACAUAAAUAACAGAGUUGACAAAGGGAUAUCUACAAACACGGGAGCUGUUGUGACCUCCUGUGACUUCAACAACAACAGCAUCCCCUUCUGCCAUUUUCGCCAGGACAAUGAAGACGAUAGUGACUGGACUCGACACAGAGGCCCCUCUCCCACUCCAGGCACAGGCCCAGAUGGGGACUAUCCUGAUGGAAGUGGAUUCUACAUUUACCAUGAAUGUGACAAUGUUGCUAAUGGACAGAUAGCCCGUCUGAUCAGCCCCCCAUUGGGCAUAGGCUCCGCCCAAAUGUGCAUACAGUUCAUGUACUACAUGUAUGGGACUGACACAAGGAACAAACUGGCAGUGCUUGUUAAAAGGCCUAGUAUGGAGGAGGAGAAUGUAUGGGAGAGAAUGGGGUUCCAGAGUCCAUCAUGGCUUGGAGGCUCUGUGACUGUGUCCCGCCUUGAAGGGCAGACAAUGAAUGUUGUAUUCGUGGCAGCACGUGGGCUUACAUCCUCAUGUGACACAGCUUUGGAUAACAUUGUCAUCAGCGAGGGAGCUUGCCCAGGGUGUCUGUCUGAAUGUGACUUUGACACCACCGAUGACCUGUGCGGCUGGACCAUGGAGACUGAUCCUAGAAUCUUCGGCUGGGAGCAGUGGACUGGGCCAACUCCCACAGAAGGGACAGGACCUGAAGAUGACUUCUCCAAACCAGGCUUUGGUUCGUACAUGCUGUUAGACUCCACGUCCAGAGUGCCAGGUGCAAGUGCAGAGCUGUGGAGUCCAUCUGCUUCCUCUGCAGGAUGUCUCCAGCUCUCCUUCCACUAUACCAUGUAUGGCACUGCCACCAAUAUGCAGAUCAACAUCUACGCUGCCACAGCUGGAGGAAACCUAGGAGCUCCUAUAUUCACAUUGAAAGGGGAUCAGGGACGAGAUUGGAAUAAAGCAGAGAUUCAGUAUAUUGGAAUGGCAGAAGUCCAGUUCGUGAUUCAAGGCAUUUAUGGAGAAACAGAUAAAACAGACAUCGCUAUAGACAGUGUAUGCAUCACAGACUGCCAAGCGCCAGCAUCAACUACUGCUAAACCCUCCACAGAAGCCCCUAGACCAACCACAACAAAACCUUUGACCUCUGCAGAAUCAACAACUCCAAGCCCCACCACCACGCAGUCACCAACCACUGCACCCCCAGUGAAAUGUCCCCCCAAUGCCCACUAUAAUGAGUGCGGCCCAGCCUGCAUCCCAAGCUGCCAGAAACCCUCCACGAACUGUACCGGCUCCUGCAUCAGCGGCUGCUUCUGUGACCCAGGAUACGUGUUCCGCGGUCGCCGCUGCGUUCCCCUUCACCAGUGUGGCUGCUUGGACGAGAGCAACAACUACUAUGAGCCAGGGGAAAUCGUCUUUGGUGAUGGCUGCUCAGAGGUGUGUCGAUGCGCAGGGAACUACACGCUGAACUGUGUCAGCAAUGCCUGUGAGCCCACAGAGGAGUGUCGUGAAGUCAAUGGUGUUGCAGGCUGCUAUCCUAAAGACACCUCCACCUGCACUGCGUCAGGCGACCCUCACUACACCACGUUUGACCGCCGGCGAUAUGACUUCAUGGGCAACUGCAGCUACCUAAUGGCAGAGACCUGCAACAGCACCCUGGCCCCGCACUUUUCAGUCUACGCUGAUAACGAGCAUCGUUUCAACUUGCUUUCUGUCACCUAUAUCAAAGCAGUGCAUGUGCACACACAAGGAGUGGUGGUAUCGGUGCUGAAGGGGGGAACUGUGCAGGUGAAUCGGACCACAGUGAACUUGCCUGCGACCCCAGUUGAGGGCGUGUCUGUCUUCAAGGCGGGGAAACACUACACUGUGGCUGCAGUCUUUGGCGUUACAGUGCGAUACGAUGGAAACCACUUCAUGGACAUUAAAGUGACCAGCGAUUACAAGAACACCUUGUGUGGGCUGUGUGGAGACUAUAACGGAAACCCAAAGGAUGAUUUCCGUACACCCUCUGGUCAGCUAGUCACAAAUACCAAUGACUUUGGACACAGCUGGAACUCAGACACAAACUGCAACAAGAAGCCCAAUGAAACAAUCCCAGAAUGCACUGAUGAUCAACAGGAUAUAUAUGAGAGUCCCGCCUACUGUGGCAUGUUACUAGAUCCCAAGGGACCCUUCGCCGUCUGUCAUCCAAGAGUCAACCCCAAUGGCUUCUUCAAGGACUGUCUCUUUGACUUGUGUGCGCUGGGCGGGGCUCAAACAUCACUGUGCGAAGCACUGGAGUCCUACGUCAACGAGUGUCAGGACCGCAACGUGAACGUUGGGCCAUGGAGAAACAGCACCUUCUGUCCUCUUCGCUGCCCUGCUAAUAGCCACUACGAGGCUUGUGCCCCACCUUGUCCCCCAUCCUGCUCCAUUCCCAGCCCGGGACAGUGCAGUGGACCAUGUGCAGAGGGCUGUGUGUGUGACACAGGAUACGUUUACAGUUCUGGAAAGUGUAUUAAACAGGAGACCUGUGGGUGCCACUUCAAUGGACAGUACUACCAGGCAGGGGAAGAGUUCUACACUGAGGGCUGUGAGCUGAAGUGCACAUGUGAGGGAGGAGUUGUGAAAUGCAGCUCAGGAGAGUGUCCCCCACAGCAUGCCUGUGGACUGCAGAAUGGAGAGCUGGGCUGCUACCCCUUAAGUACAAAGGACUGUUACAUCUCAGGAGACCCACAUUACACCACCUUUGAUGGGAAAUACUACACCUUCAUGGGAACCUGCACCUAUACUCUGGCUAGGAGCUGCCAGAACCACACAGGUCCCUGGUUCUCAGUGGAGGGGAAGAAUGAGGAGAGGGGCGUGGCAGGCGUUUCAUACCUGCGCAAGCUGUACGUCACCGUCGGUGGAGUCACUGUCACUCUGAUGAAGAGCAGAAGGACUCUGGUCAAUGGACUGCGUGUGUCCCUCCCACACUCCCCUUCUCCCCUGAUCUUUCUCUACCUGGCUGGGCAGUACGUCACCAUGCAGACUCCUUUCGGUCUCACAGUACGCUGGGACGGUAACCACUACGCGCACAUCUCCGUCCCCAGCUCCUACUUUGACCAGAUGUGUGGAUUGUGUGGAGAUUAUGAUGGAAACCCUAACAAUGACUUCACCAAGCCAGACGGUUCAGCGGCUGGGAACGCAAACCAGUUUGGCAACAGCUGGCAAACUGAGGAGGACGAGGAUGACACGUGUUUGCCUGAUGACAAACCUGAACCGCCCUGUGACCCCAAUCUGGAGGCAGAGGUGUCCAAACCUCAGAAUUGUGGCAAAGUGAACGACACCCAAGGUCCUUUCAGGGACUGCAUUAACGUGGUUGACCCACGGCCCUAUUUCCAGAGCUGUGUGUAUGACAUGUGCCGCUAUGACGGGCUUCAGCAAACCCUAUGUGAUCAGCUGCAGUCCUACACAGAUGCCUGUCUCAGCGCAGGAGCUCCUGUCCACCAAUGGAGGGAGCCAGACUUCUGCCCUCUGGACUGCCCCCCCAACAGUCACUACUCCUUAUGUGUGAGCCCGUGUCCAGAGACAUGCGUGGGGCACAGUGGGGGUGCACAGCCAGGGUGCGGAGAGAACUGCGUGGAGGGCUGCAAGUGCGACCCCGGCUUCAUCCUCAGCAACGACCGCUGCGUUCCUCUCAAAGACUGCGGCUGUGUUCAGCCCCAAGGCUCUUACCACCCUGUGAAUGAGAGCUGGUAUCUGGAAGGCUGUACACAGCGCUGUGUGUGCAGAGGGGAGGGAGUGAUCGAGUGCCACAACACCUCCUGUGCCCCCAAUCAGGUCUGCCAACUGCAGGAUGGAGAAUACGGCUGUCAGGCACUGGCAACUCCGAGCCCCACAACACCUCAGCCCACAACCACUGCACCCCCAGUGAAAUGUCCCCCCAAUGCUCACUAUAAUGAGUGCGGCCCAGCCUGCAUCCCAAGCUGCCAGAAACCCUCCACGAACUGUACCGGCUCCUGCAUCAGCGGCUGCUUCUGUGACCCAGGAUACGUGUUCCGCGGUCGCCGCUGCGUUCCCCUUCACCAGUGUGGCUGCUUGGACGAGAGCAACAACUACUAUGAGCCAGGGGAAAUCGUCUUUGGUGAUGGCUGCUCAGAGGUGUGUCGAUGCGCAGGGAACUACACGCUGGACUGUGUCAGCAAUGCCUGUGAGCCCACAGAGGAGUGUCGUGAAGUCAAUGGUGUUGCAGGUUGCUAUCCUAAAGACACCUCCACCUGCACUGCGUCAGGCGACCCUCACUACACCACGUUUGACCGCCGGCGAUAUGACUUCAUGGGCAACUGCAGCUACCUAAUGGCAGAGACCUGCAACAGCACCCUGGCCCCGCACUUUUCAGUCUACGCUGAUAACGAGCAUCGUUUCAACUUGCUUUCUGUCACCUAUAUCAAAGCAGUGCAUGUGCACACACAAGGAGUGGUGGUAUCGGUGCUGAAGGGGGGAACUGUGCAGGUGAAUCGGACCACAGUGAACUUGCCUGCGACCCCAGUUGAGGGCGUGUCUGUCUUCAAGGCGGGGAAACACUACACUGUGGCUGCAGUCUUUGGCGUUACAGUGCGAUACGAUGGAAACCACUUCAUGGACAUUAAAGUGACCAGCGAUUACAAGAACACCUUGUGUGGGCUGUGUGGAGACUAUAACGGAAACCCAAAGGAUGAUUUCCGUACACCCUCUGGUCAGCUAGUCACAAAUACCAAUGACUUUGGACACAGUUGGAACUCAGACACAAACUGCAACAAGAAGCCCAAUGAAACAAUCCCAGAAUGCACUGAUGAUCAACAGGAUAUAUAUGAGAGUCCCGCCUACUGUGGCAUGCUACUAGAUCCCAAGGGACCCUUCGCCGUCUGUCAUCCAAGAGUCAACCCCAAUGGCUUCUUCAAGGACUGUCUCUUUGACUUGUGUGCGCUGGGCGGGGCUCAAACAUCACUGUGCGAAGCAUUGGAGUCCUACGUCAACGAGUGUCAGGACCGCAACGUGAACGUUGGGCCAUGGAGAAACAGCACCUUCUGUCCUCUUCGCUGCCCUGCUAAUAGCCACUACGAGGCUUGUGCCCCACCUUGUCCCCCAUCCUGCUCCAUUCCCAGCCCGGGACAGUGCAGUGGACCAUGUGCAGAGGGCUGUGUGUGUGACACAGGAUACGUUUACAGUUCUGGAAAGUGUAUUAAACAGGAGACCUGUGGGUGCCACUUCAAUGGACAGUACUACCAGGCAGGGGAAGAGUUCUACACUGAGGGCUGUGAGCUGAAGUGCACAUGUGAGGGAGGAGUUGUGAAAUGCAGCUCAGGAGAGUGUCCCCCACAGCAUGCCUGUGGACUGCAGAAUGGAGAGCUGGGCUGCUACCCCUUAAGUACAAAGGACUGUUACAUCUCAGGAGACCCACAUUACACCACCUUUGAUGGGAAAUACUACACCUUCAUGGGAACCUGCACCUAUACUCUUGCUAGGAGCUGCCAGAACCACACAGGUCCCUGGUUCUCAGUGGAGGGGAAGAAUGAGGAGAGGGGCGUGGCAGGCGUUUCAUACCUGCGCAAGCUGUACGUCACCGUCGGUGGAGUCACUGUCACUCUGAUGAAGAGCAGAAGGACUCUGGUCAAUGGACUGCGUGUGUCCCUCCCACACUCCCCUUCUCCCCUGAUCUUUCUCUCCCUGGCUGGGCAGUACGUCACCAUGCAGACUCCUUUCGGUCUCACAGUACGCUGGGACGGUAACCACUACGCGCACAUCUCCGUCCCCAGCUCCUACUUUGACCAGAUGUGUGGAUUGUGUGGAGAUUAUGAUGGAAACCCUAACAAUGACUUCACCAAGCCAGACGGUUCAGCGGCUGGGAACGCAAACCAGUUUGGCAACAGCUGGCAAACUGAGGAGGACGAGGAUGACACGUGUUUGCCUGAUGACAAACCUGAACUGUCCUGUGACCCCAAUCUGGAGGCAGAGGUGUCCAAACCUCAGAAUUGUGGCAAACUGAACGACACCCAAGGGACUGCAUUAACGUGGUUGACCCACGGCCCUAUUUCCAGAGCUGUGUGUAUGACAUGUGCCGCUAUGACGGGCUUCAGCAAACCCUAUGUGAUCAGCUGCAGUCCUACACAGAUGCCUGUCUCAGCGCAGGAGCUCCUGUCCACCAAUGGAGGGAGCCAGACUUCUGCCCUCUGGACUGCCCCCCCCAACAGUCACUACUCCUUAUGUGUGAGCCCGUGUCCAGAGACAUGCGUGGGGCACAGUGGGGGUGCACAGCCAGGGUGCGGAGAGAACUGCGUGGAGGGCUGCAAGUGCGACCCCGGCUUCAUCCUCAGCAACGACCGCUGCGUUCCUCUCAAAGACUGCGGCUGUGUUCAGCCCCAAGGCUCUUACCACCCUGUGAAUGAGAGCUGGUAUCUGGAAGGCUGUACACAGCGCUGUGUGUGCAGAGGGGAGGGAGUGAUCGAGUGCCACAACACCUCCUGUGCCCCCAAUCAGGUCUGCCAACUGCAGGAUGGAGAAUACGGCUGUCAGGCACUGGCAACUCCGAGCCCCACAACACCUCAGCCCACAACCACUGCACCCCCAGUGAAAUGUCCCCCCAAUGCUCACUAUAAUGAGUGCGGCCCAGCCUGCAUCCCAAGCUGCCAGAAACCCUCCACGAACUGUACCGGCUCCUGCAUCAGCGGCUGCUUCUGUGACCCAGGAUACGUGUUCCGCGGUCGCCGCUGCGUUCCCCUUCACCAGUGUGGCUGCUUGGACGAGAGCAACAACUACUAUGAGCCAGGGGAAAUCGUCUUUGGUGAUGGCUGCUCAGAGGUGUGUCGAUGCGCAGGGAACUACACGCUGGACUGUGUCAGCAAUGCCUGUGAGCCCACAGAGGAGUGUCGUGAAGUCAAUGGUGUUGCAGGCUGCUAUCCUAAAGACACCUCCACCUGCACUGCGUCAGGCGACCCUCACUACACCACGUUUGACCGCCGGCGAUAUGACUUCAUGGGCAACUGCAGCUACCUAAUGGCAGAGACCUGCAACAGCACCCUGGCCCCGCACUUUUCAGUCUACGCUGAUAACGAGCAUCGUUUCAACUUGCUUUCUGUCACCUAUAUCAAAGCAGUGCAUGUGCACACACAAGGAGUGGUGGUAUCGGUGCUGAAGGGGGGAACUGUGCAGGUGAAUCGGACCACAGUGAACUUGCCUGCGACCCCAGUUGAGGGCGUGUCUGUCUUCAAGGCGGGGAAACACUACACUGUGGCUGCAGUCUUUGGCGUUACAGUGCGAUACGAUGGAAACCACUUCAUGGACAUUAAAGUGACCAGCGAUUACAAGAACACCUUGUGUGGGCUGUGUGGAGACUAUAACGGAAACCCAAAGGAUGAUUUCCGUACACCCUCUGGUCAGCUAGUCACAAAUACCAAUGACUUUGGACACAGUUGGAACUCAGACACAAACUGCAACAAGAAGCCCAAUGAAACAAUCCCAGAAUGCACUGAUGAUCAACAGGAUAUAUAUGAGAGUCCCGCCUACUGUGGCAUGCUACUAGAUCCCAAGGGACCCUUCGCCGUCUGUCAUCCAAGAGUCAACCCCAAUGGCUUCUUCAAGGACUGUCUCUUUGACUUGUGUGCGCUGGGCGGGGCUCAAACAUCACUGUGCGAAGCAUUGGAGUCCUACGUCAACGAGUGUCAGGACCGCAACGUGAACGUUGGGCCAUGGAGAAACAGCACCUUCUGUCCUCUUCGCUGCCCUGCUAAUAGCCACUACGAGGCUUGUGCCCCACCUUGUCCCCCAUCCUGCUCCAUUCCCAGCCCGGGACAGUGCAGUGGACCAUGUGCAGAGGGCUGUGUGUGUGACACAGGAUACGUUUACAGUUCUGGAAAGUGUAUUAAACAGGAGACCUGUGGGUGCCACUUCAAUGGACAGUACUACCAGGCAGGGGAAGAGUUCUACACUGAGGGCUGUGAGCUGAAGUGCACAUGUGAGGGAGGAGUUGUGAAAUGCAGCUCAGGAGAGUGUCCCCCACAGCAUGCCUGUGGACUGCAGAAUGGAGAGCUGGGCUGCUACCCCUUAAGUACAAAGGACUGUUACAUCUCAGGAGACCCACAUUACACCACCUUUGAUGGGAAAUACUACACCUUCAUGGGAACCUGCACCUAUACUCUGGCUAGGAGCUGCCAGAACCACACAGGUCCCUGGUUCUCAGUGGAGGGGAAGAAUGAGGAGAGGGGCGUGGCAGGCGUUUCAUACCUGCGCAAGCUGUACGUCACCGUCGGUGGAGUCACUGUCACUCUGAUGAAGAGCAGAAGGACUCUGGUCAAUGGACUGCGUGUGUCCCUCCCACACUCCCCUUCUCCCCUGAUCUUUCUCUCCCUGGCUGGGCAGUACGUCACCAUGCAGACUCCUUUCGGUCUCACAGUACGCUGGGACGGUAACCACUACGCGCACAUCUCCGUCCCCAGCUCCUACUUUGACCAGAUGUGUGGAUUGUGUGGAGAUUAUGAUGGAAACCCUAACAAUGACUUCACCAAGCCAGACGGUUCAGCGGCUGGGAACGCAAACCAGUUUGGCAACAGCUGGCAAACUGAGGAGGACGAGGAUGACACGUGUUUGCCUGAUGACAAACCUGAACCGCCCUGUGACCCCAAUCUGGAGGCAGAGGUGUCCAAACCUCAGAAUUGUGGCAAACUGAACGACACCCAAGGUCCUUUCAGGGACUGCAUUAACGUGGUUGACCCACGGCCCUAUUUCCAGAGCUGUGUGUAUGACAUGUGCCGCUAUGACGGGCUUCAGCAAACCCUAUGUGAUCAGCUGCAGUCCUACACAGAUGCCUGUCUCAGCGCAGGAGCUCCUGUCCACCAAUGGAGGGAGCCAGACUUCUGCCCUCUGGACUGCCCCCCCAACAGUCACUACUCCUUAUGUGUGAGCCCGUGUCCAGAGACAUGCGUGGGGCACAGUGGGGGUGCACAGCCAGGGUGCGGAGAGAACUGCGUGGAGGGCUGCAAGUGCGACCCCGGCUUCAUCCUCAGCAACGACCGCUGCGUACCUCUCAAAGACUGCGGCUGUGUUGAGCCCCAAGGCUAUUACCACCCUGUGAAUGAGAGCUGGUAUCUGGAAGGCUGUACACAGCGCUGUGUGUGCAGAGGGGAGGGAGUGAUCGAGUGCCACAACACCUCCUGUGCCCCCAAUCAGGUCUGCCAACUGCAGGAUGGAGAAUACGGCUGUCAGGCACUGGCAACUCCGAGCCCCACAACACCUCAGCCCACAACCACUGCACCCCCAGUGAAAUGUCCCCCCAAUGCUCACUAUAAUGAGUGCGGCCCAGCCUGCAUCCCAAGCUGCCAGAAACCCUCCACGAACUGUACCGGCUCCUGCAUCAGCGGCUGCUUCUGUGACCCAGGAUACGUGUUCCGCGGUCGCCGCUGCGUUCCCCUUCACCAGUGUGGCUGCUUGGACGAGAGCAACAACUACUAUGAGCCAGGGGAAAUCGUCUUUGGUGAUGGCUGCUCAGAGGUGUGUCGAUGCGCAGGGAACUACACGCUGGACUGUGUCAGCAAUGCCUGUGAGCCCACAGAGGAGUGUCGUGAAGUCAAUGGUGUUGCAGGCUGCUAUCCUAAAGACACCUCUACCUGCACUGCGUCAGGCGACCCUCACUACACCACGUUUGACCGCCGGCGAUAUGACUUCAUGGGCAACUGCAGCUACCUAAUGGCAGAGACCUGCAACAGCACCCUGGCUCCGCACUUUUCAGUCUACGCUGAUAACGAGCAUCGUUUCAACUUGCUUUCUGUCACCUAUAUCAAAGCAGUGCAUGUGCACACACAAGGAGUGGUGGUAUCGGUGCUGAAGGGGGGAACUGUGCAGGUGAAUCGGACCACAGUGAACUUGCCUGCGACCCCAGUUGAGGGCGUGUCUGUCUUCAAGGCGGGGAAACACUACACUGUGGCUGCAGUCUUUGGCGUUACAGUGCGAUAUGAUGGAAACCACUUCAUGGACAUUAAAGUGACCAGCGAUUACAAGAACACCUUGUGUGGGCUGUGUGGAGACUAUAACGGAAACCCAAAGGAUGAUUUCCGUACACCCUCUGGUCAGCUAGUCACAAAUACCAAUGACUUUGGACACAGCUGGAACUCAGACACAAACUGCAACAAGAAGCCCAAUGAAACAAUCCCAGAAUGCACUGAUGAUCAACAGGAUAUAUAUGAGAGUCCCGCCUACUGUGGCAUGUUACUAGAUCCCAAGGGACCCUUCGCCGUCUGUCAUCCAAGAGUCAACCCCAAUGGCUUCUUCAAGAACUGUCUCUUUGACUUGUGUGCGCUGGGCGGGGCUCAAACAUCACUGUGCGAAGCACUGGAGUCCUACGUCAACGAGUGUCAGGACCGCAACGUGAACGUUGGGCCAUGGAGAAACAGCACCUUCUGUCCUCUUCGCUGCCCUGCUAAUAGCCACUACGAGGCUUGUGCCCCACCUUGUCCCCCAUCCUGCUCCAUUCCCAGCCCGGGACAGUGCAGUGGACCAUGUGCAGAGGGCUGUGUGUGUGACACAGGAUACGUUUACAGUUCUGGAAAGUGUAUAAAACAGGAGACCUGUGGGUGCCACUUCAAUGGACAGUACUACCAGGCAGGGGAAGAGUUCUACACUGAGGGCUGUGAGCUGAAGUGCACAUGUGAGGGAGGAAUUGUGAAAUGCAGCUCAGGAGAGUGUCCCCCACAGCAUGCCUGUGGACUGCAGAAUGGAGAGCUGGGCUGCUACCCCUUAAGUACAAAGGACUGUUACAUCUCAGGAGACCCACAUUACACCACCUUUGAUGGGAAAUACUACACCUUCAUGGGAACCUGCACCUAUACUCUGGCUAGGAGCUGCCAGAACCACACAGGUCCCUGGUUCUCAGUGGAGGGGAAGAAUGAGGAGAGGGGCGUGGCAGGCGUUUCAUACCUGCGCAAGCUGUACGUCACCGUCGGUGGAGUCACUGUCACUCUGAUGAAGAGCAGAAGGACUCUGGUCAAUGGACUGCGUGUGUCCCUCCCACACUCCCCUUCUCCCCUGAUCUUUCUCUCCCUGGCUGGGCAGUACGUCACCAUGCAGACUCCUUUCGGUCUCACAGUACGCUGGGACGGUAACCACUACGCGCACAUCUCCGUCCCCAGCUCCUACUUUGACCAGAUGUGUGGAUUGUGUGGAGAUUAUGAUGGAAACCCUAACAAUGACUUCACCAAGCCAGACGGUUCAGCGGCUGGGAACGCAGACCAGUUUGGCAACAGCUGGCAAACUGAGGAGGACGAGGAUGACACGUGUUUGCCUGAUGACAAACCUGAACCGCCCUGUGACCCCAAUCUGGAGGCAGAGGUGUCCAAACCUCAGAAUUGUGGCAAACUGAACGACACCCAAGGUCCUUUCAGGGACUGCAUUAACGUGGUUGACCCACGGCCCUAUUUCCAGAGCUGUGUGUAUGACAUGUGCCGCUAUGACGGGCUUCAGCAAACCCUAUGUGAUCAGCUGCAGUCCUACACAGAUGCCUGUCUCAGCGCAGGAGCUCCUGUCCACCAAUGGAGGGAGCCAGACUUCUGCCCUCUGGACUGCCCCCCCAACAGUCACUACUCCUUAUGUGUGAGCCUGUGUCCAGAGACAUGCGUGGGGCACAGUGGGGGUGCACAGCCAGGGUGCGGAGAGAACUGCGUGGAGGGCUGCAAGUGCGACCCCGGCUUCAUCCUCAGCAACGACCGCUGCGUACCUCUCAAAGACUGCGGCUGUGUUGAGCCCCAAGGCUCUUACCACCCUGUGAAUGAGAGCUGGUAUCUGGAAGGCUGUACACAGCGCUGUGUGUGCAGAGGGGAGGGAGUGAUCGAGUGCCACAACACCUCCUGUGCCCCCAAUCAGGUCUGCCAACUGCAGGAUGGAGAAUACGGCUGUCAGGCACUGGCAACUCCGAGCCCCACAACACCUCAGCCCACAACCACUGCACCCCCAGUGAAAUGUCCCCCCAAUGCUCACUAUAAUGAGUGCGGCCCAGCCUGCAUCCCAAGCUGCCAGAAACCCUCCACGAACUGUACCGGCUCCUGCAUCAGCGGCUGCUUCUGUGACCCAGGAUACGUGUUCCGCGGUCGCCGCUGCGUUCCCCUUCACCAGUGUGGCUGCUUGGACGAGAGCAACAACUACUAUGAGCCAGGGGAAAUCGUCUUUGGUGAUGGCUGCUCAGAGGUGUGUCGAUGCGCAGGGAACUACACGCUGGACUGUGUCAGCAAUGCCUGUGAGCCCACAGAGGAGUGUCGUGAAGUCAAUGGUGUUGCAGGCUGCUAUCCUAAAGGCACCUCCACCUGCACUGCGUCAGGCGACCCUCACUACACCACGUUUGACCGCCGGCGAUAUGACUUCAUGGGCAACUGCAGCUACCUAAUGGCAGAGACCUGCAACAGCACCCUGGCCCCGCACUUUUCAGUCUACGCUGAUAACGAGCAUCGUUUCAACUUGCUUUCUGUCACCUAUAUCAAAGCAGUGCAUGUGCACACACAAGGAGUGGUGGUAUCGGUGCUGAAGGGGGGAACUGUGCAGGUGAAUCGGACCACAGUGAACUUGCCUGCGACCCCAGUUGAGGGCGUGUCUGUCUUCAAGGCGGGGAAACACUACACUGUGGCUGCAGUCUUUGGCGUUACAGUGCGAUAUGAUGGAAACCACUUCAUGGACAUUAAAGUGACCAGCGAUUACAAGAACACCUUGUGUGGGCUGUGUGGAGACUAUAACGGAAACCCAAAGGAUGAUUUCCGUACACCCUCUGGUCAGCUAGUCACAAAUACCAAUGACUUUGGACACAGCUGGAACUCAGACACAAACUGCAACAAGAAGCCCAAUGAAACAAUCCCAGAAUGCACUGAUGAUCAACAGGAUAUAUAUGAGAGUCCCGCCUACUGUGGCAUGUUACUAGAUCCCAAGGGACCCUUCGCCGUCUGUCAUCCAAGAGUCAACCCCAAUGGCUUCUUCAAGAACUGUCUCUUUGACUUGUGUGCGCUGGGCGGGGCUCAAACAUCACUGUGCGAAGCACUGGAGUCCUACGUCAACGAGUGUCAGGACCGCAACGUGAACGUUGGGCCAUGGAGAAACAGCACCUUCUGUCCUCUUCGCUGCCCUGCUAAUAGCCACUACGAGGCUUGUGCCCCACCUUGUCCCCCAUCCUGCUCCAUUCCCAGCCCGGGACAGUGCAGUGGACCAUGUGCAGAGGGCUGUGUGUGUGACACAGGAUAUGUUUACAGUUCUGGAAAGUGUAUAAAACAGGAGACCUGUGGGUGCCACUUCAAUGGACAGUACUACCAGGCAGGGGAAGAGUUCUACACUGAGGGCUGUGAGCUGAAGUGCACAUGUGAGGGAGGAAUUGUGAAAUGCAGCUCAGGAGAGUGUCCCCCACAGCAUGCCUGUGGACUGCAGAAUGGAGAGCUGGGCUGCUACCCCUUAAGUACAAAGGACUGUUACAUCUCAGGAGACCCACAUUACACCACCUUUGAUGGGAAAUACUACACCUUCAUGGGAACCUGCACCUAUACUCUGGCUAGGAGCUGCCAGAACCACACAGGUCCCUGGUUCUCAGUGGAGGGGAAGAAUGAGGAGAGGGGCGUGGCAGGCGUUUCAUACCUGCGCAAGCUGUACGUCACCGUCGGUGGAGUCACUGUCACUCUGAUGAAGAGCAGAAGGACUCUGGUCAAUGGACUGCGUGUGUCCCUCCCACACUCCCCUUCUCCCCUGAUCUUUCUCUCCCUGGCUGGGCAGUACGUCACCAUGCAGACUCCUUUCGGUCUCACAGUACGCUGGGACGGUAACCACUACGCGCAUAUCUCCGUCCCCAGCUCCUACUUUGACCAGAUGUGUGGAUUGUGUGGAGAUUAUGAUGGAAACCCUAACAAUGACUUCACCAAGCCAGACGGUUCAGCGGCUGGGAACACAGACCAGUUUGGCAACAGCUGGCAAACUGAGGAGGACGAGGAUGACACGUGUUUGCCUGAUGACAAACCUGAACCGCCCUGUGACCCCAAUCUGGAGGCAGAGGUGUCCAAACCUCAGAAUUGUGGCAAACUGAACGACACCCAAGGUCCUUUCAGGGACUGCAUUAACGUGGUUGACCCACGGCCCUAUUUCCAGAGCUGUGUGUAUGACAUGUGCCGCUAUGACGGGCUUCAACAAACCCUAUGUGAUCAGCUGCAGUCCUACACAGAUGCCUGUCUCAGCGCAGGAGCUCCUGUCCACCAAUGGAGGGAGCCAGACUUCUGCCCUCUGGACUGCCCCCCCAACAGUCACUACUCCUUAUGUGUGAGCCUGUGUCCAGAGACAUGCGUGGGGCACAGUGGGGGUGCACAGCCAGGGUGCGGAGAGAACUGCGUGGAGGGCUGCAAGUGCGACCCCGGCUUCAUCCUCAGCAACGACCGCUGCGUACCUCUCAAAGACUGCGGCUGUGUUGAGCCCCAAGGCUCUUACCACCCUGUGAAUGAGAGCUGGUAUCUGGAAGGCUGUACACAGCGCUGUGUGUGCAGAGGGGAGGGAGUGAUCGAGUGCCACAACACCUCCUGUGCCCCCAAUCAGGUCUGCCAACUGCAGGAUGGAGAAUACGGCUGUCAGGCACUGGGUAGUGGAACUUGUUCAGCUUCUGGUGAUCCUCACUACAUCUCCUUUGACAAGAAAGUUCAUCACUUUCAGGGCUCUUGCUCGUAUACUUUUACUGAGCCAUGUAAUGCCUCUUCUGGGUUGCCAUACUUCUCCGUCAUCACCCAGAAUGAACAUCGGCACAACAACAAGGAUGUCUCUUAUGUCCGUGCUGUUAUUAUCAAUAUGCAAGGAUCAGAAUUCAUACUGAGCAAAGGGCGAAAAGCUCAGGUGAAUGGUGUAAGGGUCCACCUCCCUGUGUCUCUGCCCAAUGGUGUGAGCAUCCAUUUGAGUGGGACUUUUGUGGUUCUGGAUGCAGAUUUUGGCCUGCUGGUGCGAUAUGAUGGGAACCACCAUGUGGAUGUCAGCCUACCUUCCUCCUAUAGUGGACUAUUGUGUGGACUUUGUGGUAACUAUAAUGGCAAACCCAGUGAUGAUAACCUGAAACCAGAUGGCAAACCGGCAGCCAACACCAAUCAACUGGGAGAAAGUUGGCAGGUCGCAGACAACCGCACCGACUGUUCUAGCGGGGGAGUAGAUGAGUGUGACGAGAAGGUGGAGAAUGAAGCUCAGAAACCAGUCAGCUGUGGCAUGAUUACUGACCCCAGUGGUAUUUUCAAGCCCUGCCACACAGUGGUGCCCCCAGAUAUUUAUUUUGAGAACUGUGUGUAUGACCAGUGCGCAACUGGGGGAGACACUGUGGCUCUGUGCCAGGCACUCCAAAGCUAUGCUGACAUCUGUGCCCUGAGUGGAGUUCCCAUUUCUUGGAGAAACAACACCUUCUGCCCUCUCAAGUGCCCAGUUGGCAGUCACUACUCCCACUGUGGUUCAGCCUGCCCCACCAGUUGCCAAAACCCUGGCUCUGUCAACAGCUGUGAUAAGCCCUGCGUGGAGGGGUGUGUGUGUGACCCAGGCCUGGUACUCAGUGGGGACAAGUGUGUUCCCUUCCGUCAGUGUGGCUGUACAGACAAAGACUACAACUACCGGCCGGUAGGUGAUAGCUGGUUUCCUGUGGCUGACUGCUCAGAGCGCUGUGUGUGCUCCUCCUCUAACAACAUCACCUGUGAGCCCUGGCAGUGCAGCCCUGCCCAGGAAUGUGGGAUCCAAGAGGGCCAAUUGGGCUGCCACUCCACAGGUGUGGGAGUGUGCCAUGUGGCCGGUGACCCACACUACUACACCUUUGAUGGCAAGAUGCACACCUUCAUGGGCACCUGCUCAUACACCCUGGUAGAGGUGUGCAACAGCACCAGGGUCACCCCUUUCACUGUUGUGGCCAAGAACGAGGAGCGGGGCCAGCCGGAGGCAUCCUACGUGAGCUCUGUUACUGUCGCUCUGCCCGCUGCUAACGUCACACUCAGCAAGGGCCGCAGAGUGCUGCUGAAUGGGCGCAGGGUACGCACUCCUUUGACCAUCGCUGAAGCUGGAGCUAGGGUGGCUACCAGUGGGGUGUACAGUGUGCUGGACACAGAUUUCGGGCUGAUUGUGAAAUUUGAUGGAGUGCAUCACCUGGAGAUAAAUAUACCAGGAGACUAUUUUGGCAAGGUGUGUGGCAUGUGUGGAAAUUACAAUGGCAAUUCCACAGACGAUAACCUAAUGCCCAAUGGACAUCAAGCUAAAGAUGUAAUUGAACUGGGUAACAGCUGGAAAGCAGAGGGAGACAGUGAUCCAGGCUGCCAGCCGGAUGACAGGGAGGAACUGCACCCCAACUGCACAGCGGCAGAGGAGUCCCAGUACAAGGCUUUGUGCGCCAAACUGAUUAUGUCCGAUCGCUUCCAGCCCUGCCACUCCGCAUUGGCCCCAGAGCCCUUCCUGGACAACUGCGUGUAUGACAUGUGCGAGUACAAUGGCAUGCAGGGGAUGCUGUGUGACAACGUGGAGGCAUACGCACAGGCCUGCCAGAGCCUUGGAAUCACAAUCAGCUGGAGGAAUCAGACAUUCUGUCCUCUGCCUUGCCCUCCCAACAGCCACUACUCAGACUGCACAGCCCCCUGUCCUGCCAGCUGCGCAGACCUCUUUCCCGUUAGCUGCCCUCAGCCACCCAGCGCGUGUGUGGAGGGCUGCCAGUGCAAUGCCGGCUUUGUGCUGAGCGACGAUCGGUGUGUGCCACUGGCAAACUGUGGCUGCGUGGAUCCCAGCGGGGAGUACCACGAUGUGGGUGACUCUUGGCUGAAUGACCACUGCAACAGACGGUGCAGCUGCACCCUGGGGGGAAUCCUGAGCUGUGUGCCAUUUGAGUGCAGAGACAACUCCAUCUGUUCCCUGGACAAGGAGGGAAUUCGCUACUGCAAGCCUGAGAGGUUUGUGAAGUGUAGUAUUUCAGGAGACCCACAUUACCGUACCUUUGACGGGUUCGUUCACCACUACCAAGGCCCCCACACCUAUGUCCUCACCCAGAGCCACAACAUAUCCGACUCACUGGUGCCCCUGACUGUUCGGGGCAAGAACACACGGAGAGGUGGUAACAGUCGUGUCUCUUUCCUGCACGAAGUCUAUGUGGAUGUGUACAAGGUCAAUGUUCGCUUCUUGCAGAAAAGGAUAAUCCUGGUGAAUGGGGAGAGAGUGCAGCCUCCCCUGCAGCCCAUGGAUGGUCUCAAAGUCACCAUGAACUCCCGGAUCAUGCAGCUGUCUACUGACUUUGGCCUCACAGUCCGCUUUGAUGGCAAAAGCCAUGCAGAGGUGGUUCUACCUAGCACCUACAAGUCACUGGUCAGGGGACUGUGUGGGAACUAUGACGGCCGACCCAACAACGAGUACAUAAAGCCAGAUGGCACACUCACUCGCAAUUUAAACGUGUUUGGGGACAGCUGGAGAGUGAGUGACCGGCAAGAGCCUGCCCUGCGCACUGUCACCUUGCCUGGAGUAGUGCGCCUGCAUAGGCGUGAGGUGGAGCUGGAGCCAGACAACGGGUUCGAAACCGACGGGUGCACAGAGACACAGCUGAGCGAGCUAAACAAAACGAGCCAGUGUGGAGCUCUUUCUGAUCCUGCGGGACCCUUCGCAGCCUGCCACUCUACAAUCCAGCCCGAGAUGUUCCAGGAUGACUGUGUGUUCGACAUCUGCGCAGUGCAAAGUAGCCCUCAGCUGCGUUGUGACAACUAUGAGGUAUACGCUCAGGCCUGUCAAGAGCAGGGUGUCACCCUUGGGAACUGGAGACUGAAGUUACAGUGCGUCCUGACGUGUCCAGCAAACAGCACGUACAAGCCCUGCGUGUCCCCGUGCCCGGCCUCCUGUGCUGACCUAGCCGCUCCAUCUGAGUGCCCGGAGCCAUUCUGCACGGAGGGCUGUCAGUGUGACCCGGGACACGUUCUGAGUGGAACCGCCUGUGUGCCUUACACUCAGUGUGGCUGCACUUUCCAGGAACGAUAUUACCUGCUGAAUGAGAAGUUUGUGUCAGAGGACUGCUCUCAGAGCUGUGAAUGCACACCAACAGGGGCUGUAUGUCAAUCAAAAAGCUGUCCAGAUACCCAUGUCUGCACCAUCUACAACAUGACACGAGAUUGCUUCAAAAAGAGUUCUUGUUUGAGCUACCCCUGUCUCAAUGGAGGGACAUGCCUAGAUUCAUCUGUGGAUCCAGGGUUUACCUGUCAGUGUGCUGAAGGGUUCCAGGGUCUACUCUGUGAGGCAGAAAAAUAUCCCAGCACUGGUCUAGAUAAGAAGACAAUUAUUCUCAUUGGAGUUCUGGUUCCCCUAGGAGUCAUUCUCCUACUCUUGAUAUGCAUUUGUGUAUAUAAACAAAUAGCAAGAAAGGGGAGAUUGCAUGUUAAAGACAAACUUAGGAUGUCCAAAACAAAAGGUCCCAAUUAUGAAAACAUGGAUUCUACGCAUAUGAAGACAAAAGUCACAAAGUUUUGACCAGGUUUUAAACGGCUUCAUCCAGAGAAAUACAUGGACAGUAAUUAAUUAUAUAUUUACUGUUAAUUGCAGAUGACUACCAUAUUUGUAUUCUCAGAUUAAAAUAGAGAUCUUCUCAAUUCCACCAUUUAUCAUCUCUCCUUAUUUGUUUUGAACUAUGUGUGUUAAUUGAAAUUAUUUUACAUUUUUAUUAACUUAUUUUUAAAAUUGGUAAUUACGAAUGUAUUACAACAUGACCUGAAGAGUGAAAUUACGCUUCUGUAACUGUUUCCAAUAAACACAUCAGUUUCUGU